This is a messenger RNA of Rodentolepis nana, 963 nucleotides long. Lineage: Eukaryota; Metazoa; Platyhelminthes; Cestoda; Cyclophyllidea; Hymenolepididae. The record is from the annotation of a GenBank genome assembly.
AUGGUAAGACUAAAUGAUUCCUCAAAUUGCGAAGAACAUCUGCCUGGUCUUUCUAAUGAAUGGAAUAUAAUAAAAUCGAUCAUAUCGAAUCAAGAAACAAAUAGUUUGAAUCUUAGGUCUGGACUUGAGCAAAUUCCCAUCCCAAUAGAUCAAUAUCUCAAAAGUCUAGAAUGGAUUGAUCAGCACAUAUUCUCUCUUAUCUGGCCCGAUAAAAGUGGUGCUAUUAAACUCAGAAACAUUCCAGAAGUUGAAUCAUACAAACAAAAAAGCAUUAAAUGUUUUCAGAAUACGUCAAUACAUACCAAAUAUCCAGCCAUGUUGCAACGAGUUCGAUGUCUAAUACUAGCGUCAGAAAACAAGUUCAAGAAAGAGUCUUUCAAAGAGCUAUUACCCCUUCUUACUUAUAUAUCUAAUAGAGGAAUUGAGGGUCAAGAUCGGGAUGACAUUUACGCCCUUCAUAGAACGAAUUGCUCGAAAACAUCAACCCUUACAACAAUUGAAAUUGACUGGAUGCUUAUUUUGAAAAAUCAAUAUGAUGAAGCACUCGAGAAAGCCAUAGAGAAGGCAGACUGCAUUUUCUACGUGAUAAAUAAGUUGAAUUUAAAGGAUACAAGCAAAAUGCUUACAGACCUUGUAAAGAUUUCACAACGCUGUACUAAAAACCAAAAAAUCGAAAUUCUGUGGCUUCAUAAUAGUGAUGACACGGAGAGAUUCAGUGUGUACGAAUUCCUAGUGACGAAAUUAAUGAAAUGCUUUUCCUUCAGAGAGAAAUUUUUAGACAAAAACCGAUGGAGAAUGUGGUCUUUGGACGCUUCGUGCUACUCAAAAUUUCAAUUUCUUCUUGAAUGGGCCUGCUAUGAGGCCAUCAAAAGGAAAGUAGAACAUGAAGAGGAAUUUUUGAUUAAUACGCUAGAGGAAAUUGCCAUUCUUUCUGAGUAUAUUCAAUGUGAUCGCGGUCUUUAA